This is a messenger RNA of Danio rerio (zebrafish), 921 nucleotides long. NCBI's taxonomy places the organism in Eukaryota, Metazoa, Chordata, Actinopteri, Cypriniformes, Danionidae. The record is from RefSeq and is a predicted model, not a curated record.
UCUUAUGUCUCAUCGUGCAGGUACUACGCCACAGUGCACCCUCUGAAGAAGCGCAUCUCGAUGGCGGCCUGUGCGUAUGUGCUGUCCGGCAUCUGGCUGCUGUCCUGUGUGCUGGUGGCUCCGGCGGUGGCCCACACCUACCAUGUGGAGUUCAAAGAUGAGGGUUUGACCAUCUGCGAGGAGUUCUGGCUUGGUCAGGAGACCCAGCGGCUGGUGUACGCUUACAGCACGCUAUUGCUGACCUACAUCCUCCCUUUAUCCGCUGUCUGCGUCUCGUAUUUGUGCAUCUCUGUUAAACUACGCAACUGUGUUGCUCCGGGACAUCGCACACGCGAUCAGGCCGAAGCACAGCGGAUCAGGAAGAGGAAGAUCUUCAGGCUGGUGUCCCUGGUGGUGGCGGCGUUCGCUGUUUGCUGGCUGCCCAUCCAUGUUUUUAAUGUUCUGCGCGACAUCGAUAUCCGCCUGAUCAACAAGCGGCACUUUCUGCUGAUCCAGCUGUUGUGUCAUCUGUGCGCUAUGAGCUCGUCCUGCUGCAACCCGUUUCUGUACGCAUGGCUUCAUGACCGCUUUCGUGCAGAGCUGCGAAAGAUGUUCACCUGCCACCGGCGCAUCGGGAUACCUGCAAACCACUGCGCCACGGCCAGCGUCGUACUGUGAACACACUAAGGGCUUCGAAAAUGAGCUGAAAGCAUGUGGAGCCUAAUAAGAGUGAGUGGUGGGAGUGUUGGGGAUGUCUAGGUGUCGGGCCGAGCUGUCUGAAUAACACAGCUAAGUAACUUUACUAUGCACUGAUUUGGUCAGCUGCUGCGAUCGGAUACUAUACCAGAUUUGGCGAUCCUAGGGUGUUAUAUACUGUACCACAAAGCUGAGGACCAGAGUAAAGGCUGAUUUAUACUUCUGCGUCAAACGCCGGCGUAUGCU